AAGGUGGGCGGGGACGAUCGCCCAGGAGCCCCGCCCCUGCCGGGUCAUUUCUCCAGCGGAGAGGAGAGCCACGCGAUGGCCGCUGAAAGGGCAUCUUGGCGGCCGCCCCGAGCCUGCACAGAUUACUGGUCCGAAUGGAAGCUGUGCCGGAGCAUCCGUAAUCUAUAUCAUCACUACUACACUUACGGGGAGAUGCCAUCUUGCGCGCAGUGGAAAAAGGAUUACAAGAAUUGCAAAGAAUGGGAGAGAACCCAAAGCACCGUGGCCAAGGUGCAGUAUGGGAUCCGGCGAGGGAUCCGGAAGAUGGGAAGUUAUAGAAAUAUAUUUUUUACUCCUACGUUUAUUCGUGGCUUCGUGCUGUG
This is a messenger RNA of Pseudonaja textilis, 362 nucleotides long. Lineage: Eukaryota; Metazoa; Chordata; Lepidosauria; Squamata; Elapidae. The record is from RefSeq and is a predicted model, not a curated record.